Molecule: messenger RNA, 1749 nt
Organism: Iphiclides podalirius (scarce swallowtail)
Lineage: Eukaryota; Metazoa; Arthropoda; Insecta; Lepidoptera; Papilionidae
Source: the annotation of a GenBank genome assembly
AUGGAAAUUCGCACAUGGCCUGAUUAUGCUGAAAAUGCUUUAGGUUUUGAUCCAGGUGAAGCUAUUUUAGCCAGGGCUAGUGCAUCAGAAACUAUUUUUCGUGAUGGUUUUGAUAUUUCUUUACCAUUGUUUCACAAAGAACACCCUGAGAAAGGUGGAGCCGCACCUGCUGCUACUGCUAAUCCAUUUCCAGCACCAAAACGACAUCUGCUAGCAUUUAAAGGGAAACGAUAUGUACAUGGUAUUGGAAGUGAAACAAGAAACUCCUUGUGGCAUUUACAUGAUGGUAAUAACCUUAUAUUAGUGACAACAUGUCGCCAUGGAAAAUCUUGGAAAGACUUGAGAGAUGAGAGAUGUGAUGAAGACAAUAAAGAAUAUGACAAAUUUGAUUAUGAACAAUUAUUAGCAAAUUCCACAUUUUGCCUAGUUGCCCGUGGAAGAAGGCUUGGAUCUUAUAGAUUUUUAGAAGCACUUGCUGCAGGUUGUGUUCCAGUGCUUUUGAGUAAUGGAUGGAGGUUACCUUUUGACGAACGUAUUGACUGGCGACGUGCCGUAAUUUGGGCAGAUGAACGUCUUUUAUUGCAGGUACCAGAGCUUGUACGCUCAGUUCCUCCUGAGCGUAUUCUUGCUUUGAGACAACAAACACAAUUGCUAUGGGAGCAGUACUUUUCUUCUAUAGAGAAAAUUGUUUUCACAACAAUUGAGCUGCUGUUCGAGCGUAUACUCGCUCAUCGGUCAUCGAGGCGGCGCGACGCGCUUAUAUGGAACGCGUCGCCGGGGGCACUGGGGACUCUUGCGAGCUACGGUGACUCCCGGGCGCACUUCCCGGUGGCGGUGGUGGUCCCCCCCGCCCCGUCUGCCCCCACUCCCCCCCCGAUCCCGCUGCCUAUGCCCUCCGUCCCCUCCACCGCCCCGCCCCCCACGCCCGGGGAGACCUUCACCGCUCUGCUGUACGUCCAAGCCACGUCGCCGGCCCUUCACAAGCUUCUCGCUAACAUUGCGAGCAGCGAGUUUUGCGAAAAGGUAGUGUUGGUUUGGGAUAGCGAACGCGCUGCACCAACACUAAAGACGCUGGCGCGAAUGGCAGGCGAUGUUCGCGAUCCGUUGCCGGUUAUCGUUAUAGACGCAACCACUCACUAUCCGGGCGAAGGCGUAUCGGCCAGGUGGCAACCGUUGUGGGCGAUUCCAACAGCAGCCGUUUUCUCGUUAGACGGCGACGCACCUUUGCUGGCAGAGGAGUUAGAUUUCGCGUUCCGCGUUUGGCAACACUUCCCCGAGCGCAUUGUUGGCUAUCCAGCCAGAAAUCAUUUCUGGGACGAGGCUAAAGGCGCGUGGGGCUACAGCAGCCGGUGGGGCGGCGCGUACUCGAUGGUGCUGCCGGGCGCGGCGCUGGUGCACCGCGCGGCGCUGGCGCUGUACGCGUCGGCCGCGCCCGCGCUGCGGCUGGCCGUGCGCCGCGCGCGCAACUGCGAGGACAUACUGCUCAACUGCCUCGUGGCGCACACCACGCGCCGCCCGCCGCUCAAGCUGGCGCAGCGCCGCCGCUACAAGCCCGCCCACCACCGCUACAGAUCGUCAUGGAGCGACCCAGAACACUUUGUUCAGAGACAGUCCUGCCUCAAUACGUUUGCAUCAGCAUGGGGUUACAUGCCCCUUGUACGCUCCAUACUUCGUCUCGAUCCAAUACUCUUUAAAGAUCCCGUCUCAACAUUAAGAAAGAAAUACAGAAAAAUGGAGCUGUUAACUUCU